UUCAGCGUUGAAAGACGACAGCCGUUUGUUGAUUUUGCCCGCAUUGCCUCUGAUGGUGCAACAUAGAUCAAGUUAGUUGAUAAAGGGUUUUAAAAAGUUUUACCAUCUAUCUCUGGCCAKGACGCAGUAUCCGAGGACUCCCCGAACGCAGCCGACAUCAUUCGAGCGGUUCUUGUUGUUACUCGUCAUUUUACUCGUCAYAGAUCCAUAUUUAUUAACUUUAUGUGCACUUAUGUGUAUAGAUCGUUGAUUUUCAAGUGGGUUUUCGAUAUAUUAAUCUUUUCUCCCAACUUUGAUGUAAACUUGUGACGGUAUCAGAACGGUCUGAACUUCUACAGUCGCGCUUGGYCAUAAUUAUGGAUUCACUAGCAUCAAAUUUGCCAAGACACUACAGACGUAGAAACUUUGAGAUUUUAGCUAUCUCUCUGUGGACAUUGCUAGAUUUUGUCGUCUCUACAAUAUUUGCUCUUCACUGGAAUGACGUGUCUUGGAUGAGCAAAUCAAUUUACGAGUAUGAAUUUUGCACAUCUUCUUUCGAUUUAUGGAUAUUUUCCUUAAUUCGCUUUGGUAUUGUGUUUGGAGCGCUUGUCGGCAUUCUCCGGAAUAAAAAGGAAGCUAUACCCCGAAUCAAGUCCACGACGAAAGCCAUUUUUUAUUUCCAAGGUGCUCUAGUUAUUGUAAUGAUUAUCAAAAUUCUGAUCAGCACUGAAUGUAGUCUUAGCAGCACGCAGAAGGUUUGGCUUUGGGGAUUUGCCGGUUGGAGUUUUCUGUGUUCGUGCGUAGUUGUUGCAUCUUGGUAUGGUAUGUCCAAAAUGAGAUUCCCAUCCCUUUUUUCGACGGAAGAAGAAAUUGGAGAUGUGUUAGAGAGGGAGGGAUUGCUUGAAGAAGAUGGGACAUCUGAUGAUGAAAGUCAUGAAAACAAAAAAGACAGCAAGACAAAGGUGUCAUUUUGGAAGAUUCUUGCUUUCUCCAAACCUGACAUUGUUUAUUUGAUGAUAGCAUUUUUCUUCCUUCUGGCRGCAUGUGCUGCUCAGAUUUUCCUUCCRUAUUAUACUGGUAGAGUUAUCGAUGGCAUUGCUAUCAAGAAAGACCGCAAGAUGUUUGAACAAGCUAUACUAAUUAUGUCAAUGAUUGCAUUACUAGAGGCUAUCUGUGCUGGCCUGAGAGGUGGAAUUUUCUCGUUUGUCUGUGCAAGGUUUAACAUUAGGGUCAAUAACACUCUUUUUGAGUCCAUUGUAAAUCAGGAAAUUGGUUUCUUUGACAAGACAAACACAGGCGAAAUAGUAUCAAGAAUAACUUCAGAUACGACAAAGAUCAGUGACCAGAUAACAUUGAAUGUGAAUGUGUUUCUGCGCAGUAUCGUCAAGGCAAUAGGGGUCUGCGUGUUCAUGUUUAAACUGUCAUGGAAACUGACAGUAAUAACACUAAUAUGUCUGCCGCUGAUUGCAAUAGUAUCCGAUAUCUACGGUGAAUACUACCGCAAACUCUCYACAGCUGUCCAAGACUCUGUAGCCAAGUCCAAUGAAGUUGUAGCUGAAGUAGUGUCCUCAAUGAAGACCGUCAGAAGCUUUGCCAAUGAAGAUGGUGAAGUAAAUCGUUACAAGAAAAUGAAUAAUGCAGUGUUCAGGCUGAAAGUCAAAGAAGCUAUCUGCUAUGGUGGAUACAGUUGGUGCACAGAGAUCCUURUGCUGGCGAUGGARGUGGUGAUUCUAUACUAUGGUGGCCAUUUAGUUCUCAGAGGUGAUCUUACAGGAGGAAAUCUUGUCUCUUUCAUUCUAUACCAGCUGGAGCUUUCAUUCUGUCUGGAGGAAGUUGGAGAUGUCUACACUGGAUUCAUGGAGGCUCUGGGAGCAGCGCAAAAAGUAUUCAAGUUAAUUGCCAGAAAACCUAAAAUUUUGAACAACGGUGAAGUURUACCUCAAAACCCUAUUGGAAAGGUCGAGUUCAAAGAUGUGUCAUUUUCAUACCCAACAAGACCAAAUGUUCCAGUAUUGAAUGGCGURUCAUUUGAGGUAGAGCCAGGUCAAGUUGUUGCAUUUGUUGGAUCUAGUGGUGGAGGAAAGAGCACAGUCAUAAAUUUGCUGCAGCAUUUUUAUGAGCCACAAGGAGGGGAGGUGACGAUUGACGCAGUUCCUGUGAAAGAUCUUGAUCACAAGUACCUUCACCAAACCCAGUCACUUGUUGGACAGGAGCCGGUAUUAUUCUCACGAUCAAUCAAAGGWAAUAUUGCUUAUGGUAUAGAUGAGGUCAUGGAGGACACUGCAAUGAUAGAACACGUAGCAAAGCUUGCUAAUGCACACACGUUUAUCAGAGAAAUGCCCAARGGAUAYGACACAGAAACUGGAGAAAAAGGUCUSCAGCUAUCUGGUGGACAGAAGCAACGRAUAGCYAUUGCAAGGUCWUUGAUAAGAAAACCUUGUAUWCUUCUCCUUGAUGAAGCAACUAGUGCUUUAGAUGCAGAAAGUGAGCAUCUUGUACAAGAAGCCAUCUACAACAAUCUAAAAGGYCAYACUGUUCUUAUCAUUGCACAUCGAUUGAGCACAAUUGAAAAGGCCGACAAGAUUAUUGUAAUUGAUAAAGGAGAGGUUGUAGAGCAAGGAAACCACGAGGAACUGAUGCAAAAAGAUGGAUUUUACACUAAACUUGUGCAAAGGCAGAUUGUUGGAAUGGACAGUAAAAGUUCAUCACAAGAUGAAGAACCAACUACAGUAAGGCAAAGAAGUAGGUUGACUUCUGAUGAUAGUGARAUCUCACAAUUGUCUUCAAGUUUCUCAAGUCAGUCAUCACCAGUUGGCUCUCUUGGAAAAAGUCCAUCAAAUCGUAGACUGUAGACUGUAGAUACAUUGUACAUGUAAGUGCUUAUCAUGCUUGCUUUAACAAAAAAUCUAUGAGUCACUCAUUAAGGGAAAAUGAGUGCUUUGGAUUUUGUUUUCUGCAAGUUGUCUUGCAUUAAAUUGCAAAUCAAAUACUUGUAAACAGGCAGAAAUAUAGGAGCUUAGAAGUUAGUAUUGUUACAAAUAUAUGUACGAAAUCCUAGAGUGCUCGCACUUAAACUAUGCAACUGUACAAAGUCUAAGUAGUACUAUUUUGUACUAAAAGUGGACCUGAAGCAAGACGGUAUUGAAUGCUUUAUUAAUUUGUGUACCGCAUACACAAUUUACUAAAUACAACUAAAUAGCGCUAUUUAGUUUGUACAGUUGCACGGUUUAAGUGCAAUCACUCUACUUAGUGGUUUAUUCAUACAGUAUUUACAUUUAUAAAAGACAGCACUGUGCUGUGAGUGUCAUAAGCUUAAACAACUGUAUUUCUCACUGCAUGUUAAAAAGAAGUUGUAAAUAUGAAAUCUUUUCUGAUUUGAAGCUAAGCCUGUAUUCCCACAAGACCUAGAGUUUGAGCCUCCUGUGAAUACAGUCUUAACCUCAAAUCGGAGAAAAUGCAAAUUUGUACUAGGGCUAUUGUGCUUUGUUUUGUUUUUGGUUAAGUCUCUGCGCAUGAGAGACGGUUGGCAAUUAAAACAGCAGUCACUCGCUUUGAAUGGGAAAGAGGGUUUUGGGUCACUUUAUCCGUAAAGGACACCAACCUUUUGUACAACUGUACCCUGAUGUUUAUUAUAAUAUUUCUAUUCAUUAUAUUCAAAGUUCUUAGAACUUUUAAGUUACAAUUUUUUAAAAUAAUCUCAUAAUCUCCAAUGCAGGUGACAAAGUUACCAUUACAAUAUUACUAAAUCUAUAAUAUUUUAUAUAAUCGAUGUACAGCUAAAAUGCUAUUCCAGUUAAGGUUAUGGUCAACCAGCAUUCAAURCYGUUGGGUUUAGAUUUUUCAUUAUGGUUAAUAUCCAUUCACAAUCCAUACAGCAGUGUUGAGAUUAAAUCGUACAAUAUUUCCAUUCAUAGAGUGCAAAUGGAUAAUAAAGAGUACAGUACUUGGUUGCU
This is a messenger RNA of Exaiptasia diaphana, 3932 nucleotides long. Its product is annotated as ATP-binding cassette sub-family B member 9. The transcript has a single exon. Bases 357 to 2831 code for a protein of 824 amino acids. Gene Ontology annotation, cellular component: lysosomal membrane. Gene Ontology annotation, biological process: peptide transport; transmembrane transport. NCBI's taxonomy places the organism in Eukaryota, Metazoa, Cnidaria, Anthozoa, Actiniaria, Aiptasiidae. Gene Ontology annotation, molecular function: ABC-type oligopeptide transporter activity; ATP hydrolysis activity; ATP binding. The record is from RefSeq and is a predicted model, not a curated record.